Ectocarpus sp. CCAP 1310/34 is the source of this 1803-nucleotide messenger RNA. Lineage: Eukaryota; Phaeophyceae; Ectocarpales; Ectocarpaceae. The record is from the annotation of a GenBank genome assembly.
CACACCGUCAACGAAAAGGAAAUGUUCCAAAGGGAUCCAGGCCAGUCCGCCACUCCGCACGUGGCGAAAGCUGCGGCUGCCACGAAGGCAACGCUCAUGCUCCUGCUGACUAGGUCCGUAGCAGUACGAGCGUUCUCCACCAGUCCGGCGUCCUUCGCACCUAGGGCGGCAGCCGUUCGGUACCCCCUUCGCCGUCUCUCGCCAUGGCCUGGCCUGCAAACCCUCGACGGCGGCAGGACAGUCGCCGUUGCAACUGGCGCCGGUGCUACCGGGCAUAGACAGCCCAGACGAUGGAUCCGAGCGUCAGCAACGGCAGCGGCGGCGGAAGCGGACACAGCGAAGUCGGGAGGGGCGCUCCGACCGCCAUCGAUCGUUGAUGAGAAUGGCGACAUGGCGACACACUACGACUUCUUGUCGGUGGAGCGGAGCAUGUACGCAUGGUGGGAAGAGAAAGGCUACUUCAAGCCGGGCGGCGACCCGAAGAAGAAGCCGUACGUCGUACCCAUGCCGCCGCCGAACGUUACCGGGUACCUUCACAUGGGGCACGCCAUGGGUACCACGUUGCAGGACAUUUUGACGCGCUACCACCGCAUGCGGGGCGAGCCCACCCUGUUCCUCCCCGGGCAAGACCACGCGGGCAUCGCGACUCAGAUGCUGGUGGUGAAGGCCCUAGCCGCCGAGGGCAUCGACCGCAAGGAGAUCGGCCGAGAGGCCUUCCUGAAGAAGGUGUGGGAGUGGAAGGAGGACAAGGGGGGCUACAUCGUGCGGCAGAUGCGGCGGCUUGGGGCCUCUGCGGACUGGUCCCGGGAACGGUUCACGCUCGACCCGGAGAUGAGCGCGGCCGUGACGGAGGCAUUCGUUCGCCUUCACGAGAAGGCAAGAGCAAUGAAGUUUUUCCCGCGAUGUGCACCGUUCGAAUGUGUACACAACUUUCGUGGGGACGGGAAAGCUGCAGGGGGGUUGGUGUACCGAGGGGACUAUAUGGUGAACUGGAGCCCGUCCCUCCAGACGGCGGUGAGCGAUUUGGAGGUGGAGUACUCCGAGGAGGACGGCAAGCUCUACUACUUCAAGUACAUGGUGGCCGGGGGCAAGGAAGGCGAGCACUUGUCGGUGGCCACGACGAGACCCGAGACUAUCCUCGGCGAUACCGCCGUUUGCGUCCAUCCCGAGGACGAGCGGUUCAAGCACCUGGUGGGCGGGAAGGUGGUCGUCCCUCUCUCGGGCCGCGAGAUCCCCAUCAUCGCCGACGACUACGUGGACAUGGAGUUCGGGACGGGCGCGCUCAAGAUCACGCCCGGUCAUGACCCGAACGACUACGAGAUCGGCAAGAGGCACUCGCUGCAGACGAUCAACCUCAUGGAGAAGGACGGCACCAUGGCGAAGACGGCGGGGGCGUACGCGGGGCAGGACAGGUUCGACUGCAGAAAUAACAUGUGGGCGGACAUGGAGGCCGCGGGGCUUGCGCUGAAGGCCGAGCCAUACCUGCAGCGGGUCCCCCGUUCUCAGCGGGGAGGGGAGGUGAUCGAGCCCCUGGUGUCUUCGCAAUGGUUCGUGAAGACGGAGGGGAUGGGGGCCAAGGCCCUGGCGGCCGUCCAGGAAAAGGACAUCCAGAUCCUCCCCGAGAGGUUUAACAAGGUCUGGCACAACUGGCUGGACGGCAUCCACGACUGGUGCGUGUCGCGGCAGCUUUGGUGGGGCCACCAGAUCCCGGUCUGGUACGCGUCUGGCCACGACGGUUACUUCGUCGCCAGGUGGGUGGCCAAUAAGAAAAUGCCGAACGAGGACAGUAUUGCGUGUCUGUAA